UCAUCCCUACACUGUUCCCGGCUCAUGUACGCAGUUGAUCUGAUAUCGCUUCUCUCUCUGAGCUUUUCCUUCAAGCGUUUUCCGCCCUCUUCUUUCUUCCCAUACUUUCCCUUUCUCUGUUGGAUCAGGAUGGAUACAAAUUCACCUUUAGAGACUACAGUUGGGUUUAAUGAGGAAGAUGUGGAUUCUCUAGCUGACAAAGUGGACUUAAAUCGAUUUAAAAGCAAAGAAACGCCACAUGAUGAAAUGAAGGUUUUCUCAAAUGAAGAGGAGGCACAGGAUACAUCAGUAGCAGUAGAGUUUAAUCUUGCAGGUUCUUCAUUACAGGUGAAUGAAUUAGAAGAAGCUGAGAGCAAAACAUCUGAUUAUGUAAUUGAAAGAGUAGGAAGCCCUGAUGAACCCGAUGAUAAAUAUGAGAAUGAUAUGGAUGCUGAUACAGAUAUUAAAGUCAUUGUAGAAGAUGACGGCUUGAAUCACAAAUUUAAAAGUUCCUCUGAUCAAGGAGAUAAUGAUAGGGAAUACUAUAAAAAGCCUUCUACCUCUGUUUCUGUCACAAAUGGUAACUAUGAUCAACUCUCUGUUGACCCUCAGACUGAGGAAGUUGAAGUUAAUAAAGAAAUGGAUGACAGAAAUUUGAACCUUAACUCUGAGCUCCAAAAUCAAAUUGAAGUUCGUGAUUACUCCCCCAAGAUGGCUACACCUGAGAAUGAAAGAAUGGUAUGGGCAAACUCUAGCCUGCAAUCUACCCAGGAAACUCGAAAUGUUUCACCAUCUCCAAAGAGACGGUUAUCUAUUUCUGCAGAACGAUCUUCUCACAGUCAAUCACCUCCUAAUGGCCAUGCUUCUGCUAGGCUAGAUAUGUCAUCCCCUAGGCUAGAUAUGUCAUCUCCUUCAAAGUUUGACGUGAAAUCAGCACCUUCUCCACAAUCUUCAAAAAGACGGCGUUCUCCAUCACCUGAAAAACGCAGCAUGGGUAACAAGAGAGCUUCUUCUCGGGACUGUUCAUCUCCAUCUAAGAGGCCAAAAUCUCCUUCUGAAAGGGCAUCAAGGAGAGAGCCUCAGAACAAGGUUAAUUCUCCGAGGAGACACCUAUCACGAUCCCCCCGUAAGCAUGACUCUCCACGAAGGAGAGGAAGAUCAACAUCAAAAUCACCUUUGAGGAGAAGGGGUUCUCCUAGACUCCAAAGAGACCGUCGGGGAAGUCGAUCAAGAUCUCCAAAUGCAAGGUAUCGCAGUAUAAGAUCACCAAGGAGGCUAUCUCCAAGGCGUAGAUCACCUCCAACAUAUCAUCCUCGUCAACGUUCAUCAAGGAGGCCAUGGUCCCCUCCUCCUAAUCGCAACACUGGAAUUGGUCGGCCUGGUAAAAAUUUAUUUAUUGCAGGUUUUAGUUAUGUGACUACAGAGAGAGAUCUGGAGAAGAAGUUCUCCAAGUUUGGUCGUGUCACUGAUGUUCGUGUAGUUCGGGAUAGAAGAACUGGCGAUUCACGUGGCUUUGGAUUUUUAUCCUUGGAAAGGGAUGAAGAUGCUGAUGCUGCAAUACGUGCUGUGGACCAGACUGAGUGGAAUGGUAGGAUUGUACUGGUGGAGAAAUCGAAGACCUCUACUCGCUGAACCUUUUUCUUGAAUUUUACUUGGGAGUAUGAAAGGAUCAUCAUCAUCAUCCAAUCUCAGUUAACUGUAGUUCUUCCAAAUAUAUGGCACCGAUAAAGAGUUUAUGCCAAAUUGAAACAAAAGGCCCUUUCUGUACCUUCUUUUGAAUAUUUUGGAACCUCGAACCUCUAAAUACUCAUGACUGAACCAGCUUCUUGCUAAUUAGUACCUGCGGAGUUACUUCUAACCAUAGAGGUUCAAAUUUUCAGCUUUUGGAUUAAGUUCACCAGAGCAGCUUAUGGGCAAUUAUUUAGCUUGCAUAGAACCACCACAAGCCUGUACAUUUUUCCUCAUUUCUGCCACAUUAGGAGAUGAUUGCAUUGCAGCUUGAACUUUUUCCCAUCUUUAGAACUGGAGUUGCUGUUCGGACCACCGAGUAAGCUUUCACAGGCAAAACACUUCACUCGGGUGAAUUGAAAUUCAUUAUAUCAUUUCUUUUUUCUUUUUUUCUCUUUUUUUUCUGGAGCAUGUGAUACAAUUUUUGAAGAAUUUAUCUGAAUCACACACACUUCUUGAGC
Messenger RNA from Phalaenopsis equestris, 2168 nucleotides. Its product is annotated as serine/threonine-protein kinase PRP4 homolog. Bases 25 to 1611 code for a protein of 528 amino acids. The transcript is spliced from 6 exons. NCBI's taxonomy places the organism in Eukaryota, Viridiplantae, Streptophyta, Magnoliopsida, Asparagales, Orchidaceae. Gene Ontology annotation, molecular function: U1 snRNA binding; mRNA binding. The record is from RefSeq and is a predicted model, not a curated record. Gene Ontology annotation, cellular component: U1 snRNP; precatalytic spliceosome; U2-type prespliceosome. Gene Ontology annotation, biological process: mRNA splicing, via spliceosome.